AUGGCGGCUGAAGAACACCAGAAUAAUAAUCCACUCCCUCCAAAUCAUGCUCAGCCGCCGGCGCCGGCUGUAGCUACGGGGCCACCUCCUGCCGCUUUGCCUCAGUACCCGGAGUUGAUUAUGAAUGCAAUUGAUGCGUUGAAUGAUAAGAAUGGGUCAAACAAAUCAGCAAUUUCAAAGCACAUCGAGGCCACCUAUGGAAACCUCCCGCCGGCCCAUUCAACCCUACUUUCUCACCACCUGAACAAGAUGAAGGCCACCGGGCAGCUACUUUUCGUCAAGAACAAUUACCUUAAGCCGGGCCCAGAUGCUCCGCCGCGCCGUGGCCGUGGUCGUCCACCGAAGCCCAAGACACCUCUUCCACCCGGCACCGUUCUACCUCCUCCUCGUCCCCGCGGCCGCCCACCCAAAUCGCGGGAUCCCAAUGAUCCGCCGCCUCCUCCAAAGCCGAAAUCUGCUCCAAGCCCUGCUGCUUCUGGCAGGAAACGUGGGCGGCCGCCGAAGGCUACAAAAACCGGGGUACCGCCACCUUCUGCCGCUGUUGGAGCAACAAGUGGGGUGCCAAGAGGCCGGGGAAGACCACCGAAAGUGAAGCAAGCUGUGGCUGCUCCGGUAGGGGCUUGA
This is a messenger RNA of Fraxinus pennsylvanica, 624 nucleotides long. Lineage: Eukaryota; Viridiplantae; Streptophyta; Magnoliopsida; Lamiales; Oleaceae. The record is from the annotation of a GenBank genome assembly.